AACAUAACAGUGUGACGAACGGGUGCUUGCUUGAAAAUGUAAUAAGGAAGUGGACAUUUUUUCGAAAAAACGAAAAACACAUCUUCACACGGGACAGAUUUCGAACUUUUUUAAUUAAUUACCGAUCGUUUAAUGUUCCGGGCGGUAUAGUCACCUUGGACAUACCCACAAGCCCGUAAUUACUCUUCACCGAACCGUUGUUACUAACGCUAGCUUGCUAGUUAGCUAUGAAUACAGACGUGGAAUUUCACAUCAGACAGAAUUACCCGUGGAACAAGCUACCAGCAAAUGUCAAACAGAGUCUUGGAAACUCUCAGCGCGAAUAUGAGAAGCAUGUGUUACUGUACAGUAUCAGGAAUCAGCUGCGAUUCCGCAAUAACCUAGUGAGACACGUGAAGAAGGACGAGCGCAAGUACUACGAGGAGCUGCUCAAGUACAGCCGGGAGCACCUCAUGCUGUACCCCUACCAUCUGUCCGACAUCAUGGUGAAGGGCCUGCGGGUCACCCCCUUCUCCUACUACAUCGGCAUCAUGGAGGACAUCAUGAACAGCGAGAAGAGUUACGACUCCCUCCCCAACUUCACCGCUGCUGACUGUCUCAGGCUCCUGGGCAUUGGGAGGAACCAGUACAUUGACCUGAUGAACCAGUGCAGGUCAUCCAAAAAAUUCUUCCGCAGGAAAACGGCGCGGGACCUGCUCCCGGCGAAGCCCGUGGAGAUCUCGGUGGAGCCCUGGUGGGUGGCGCAGACCGGCUACAUCACCGAGGACGACAUCAGGAUCUGCUCGACCGCGGAGAGGAAGGCGAUUGAUAAGAUGAUCGAUGCUGGUCCGCAGCUGGCCGGAUCGAUGGAAUACAACGUGGUGCUGAGUCUGUACAACAGAGGUUUCAUAUACCUAGAUGUACCCAUAUCAGAUGACAGCUGCAUUUCAGUUCCACCGCUGGAAGGGUUCGUGAUGAACAGGGUCCAAGGAGAUUAUUUUGAAACACUUCUUUAUAAAAUAUUUGUGUCCAUUGAUGAGCAGACUAAUGUGUCUGAGCUAGCUAAUGUACUUGAGAUCGACUUGGGUUUGGUGAAGAAUGCUGUGUCCAUGUACUGUCGUCUGGGUUUCGCGCUGAAGAAGGGCCAGGUCAUCAGCCCGGACCAGCUCCACCCCACCUGGCGGAGCGCCCCCUGUGUCAACAGGCUCAAAAGUACAAUGGACCCACAGAAGAUGCUGCUGUCAUGGGAGGGGGGCAGCCCGGUGAUGGAGGCGGGAUCCUCAGCCACGGACACUGACACCACCAGCCUGGAGGACCAAGACACGGCCAGCGUGAGCAGCCUGAGCAUCCCCGCCGGGCCAAUCAAGAGGAUCGCCUUCCUGUUCGACUCCACCCUCACCGCCUUCCUCAUGAUGGGGAACCUCUCACCUAACUUGAAGAGUCAUGCAGUCACCAUGUUUGAAGUGGGGAAACUUUCCGAUGAAACUCUGGACAGUUUUUUGAUGGAACUGGAGAAGGUGGAGAGUACAGCAGAAGGAGAAGCUCAGAGGUAUUUUGACCAUGCACUGACCCUCAGGAACACGAUACUGUUUCUGCGCUAUAAUAAGGAGCUCACCUCAGACGCUGAGCAACCAAAUAUAGGUCUGCCCCUGGACCUGCUGCGCUGCGAGAGCCUCCUGGGCCUGGACCCCGCCACCUGCAGCCGCGUCCUCAACAAGAACUACCGGCUGCUGGUCUCCAUGGCGCCGCUCAGCAACGAGAUCCGGCCAAUCAGCAGCUGCACGCCUCAGCACAUCGGCCCGGCCAUCCCGGAGGUCAGCUCCAUCUGGUUCAAGCUCUACCUGUACUACGUGACCGGUCAGGGGCCGCCGUCGCUGCUGCUGUCCAAAGGCUCCCGUCUUCGGAAGCUUCCGGACACCUUCCAGGCUUAUGACCGGCUGCUGAUAACCUCCUGGGGUCACGACCCCGGCGUCGUCUCGGCGUCCAAUGUGCUGACCAUGCUCAACGAUGCCCUGACCCACUCCGCCGUGCUGAUACAGGGCCACGGUCUCCACGGCCACGGGGAGGCCGUUCACAUCCCCUUUCCGUUCGAUGAGGAGGACCUCAAAGGAGAGUUCUCCUACAGCAACAUGUGCGUGCACAAGGCCCUGCGGACCCUGCGGGAGCAGGUGGACCUGGAGCACCUGUGCGGCUACGUCACCAUGCUGAACCCCGCCAACCGGCACCGCCGCAGGCUCAGCGAGUGCUCCGACGGCCGAGGGGACAUGGAGCUUGGCGGAGGGUUUGACGCCAAUGGCAGCACGGAGUCCUUCGAGCUCGUCACUGAGGAAAACAACGGCGAAGGGAACAAAAAGCAAGGGACAGAAGCGCCCUCAGCAGAAGAAGAGUGGGUGCCCCUGGAGCUGUGUUUCGGAAUGCCCCUCUUUAGCUCCGACCUGAACCGCAGAGUGUGUCAGAAGAUCGCCUCCCAUCAGCUCUGCAGCAAAGACAGCGUGCAGAAACUAUUACAUUCCAGCCGAAAACUGUCCUUGAAGGUGCUAAGCUUUGUGCAGUCGUUCCAGGAGGGCAGCCAGCCCGCUGACCCAGACAGCGGCGUCUCCUCUCCCCUGAGCCAGCCCUCGGCGGAGUCCGGCGUGCCCCUGCCUGCCCGCAACCUGCUCUUCAAGGAGGGCCACCUGAGCGAGUGGAGCGGGCGGGCCCCGCCCUCCCUCCACAUCUCCACCCUGCAGAAAGACCAGCCCACCUAAAGCCCCGCCCUCCCUGCACAUCUCCACCCUGCAGAAAGACCAGCCCGCCUAAAGCCCCGCCCUCCCUUCACAUCUCCACCCUGCAGAAAGACCAGCCCACCUAAAGCCCCGCCCUCCCUCCACAUCUCCACCCUGCAGAAAGGCCAGCCCACCUAAAGCCCCGCCCUCCCUCCACAUCUCCACCCUGCAGAAAGACCAGCCCGCCUAAAGCCCCGCCUCCUCUCCACAUCUCCACCCUGCAGAAAGACCAGCCCACCUAAAGCCCCGCCCUCCUCUCCACAUCUCCACCCUGCAGAAAGACCAGCCCACCUAAAGCCCCGCCCUCCCUCCACAUCUCCACCCUGCAGAAAGACCAGCCCGCCUAAAGCCCCGCCCCAUGCCGGAACCCCCUUCCUUUCACUCUGCAAAAAUAUCUCCGUGAGAGAAACUCCACCCCCCCAACCCUCCCCCCCCCCCCCACCCCCCUACGUCUGAUUGGCUGCUUUCAUAAAUUGUCCGUGUUACUUUGAGGUUUACAGACAUUGGUCUGUGACAGUGGUGCUGCAGAUGACAAUGCGGACAUUCGGUUAAAAAAAAAAAAGAAAAAAAAUGAACUGAAAGUAAUGCCAGCACUGUUUAUUGAGAUGAGCACAAUCAGGUUUUUAAUCUUUCGAUCGGAGACCAUUUCUCUUGAAUAAGAUUCUGCAUAAAAUGUAUAAAGAUUCAGAAAAUGGCCAAAUGCCGACCAACAUGUGUACAUGGACUACGCCUGGGAAACAUUUGACUUUAAGGACCAAGCCUGUGGUUUCAUCAAGCCUCUCAGUCGAUCCCCGAUCUCCCUGUAUUGUCUCAUGUACAGUAAGUAGCCCAAUGCAUGAUCCUGUUGUACAGACGUUCAAAUGGACUUGUGGAUCCGCUCAGCCAGUAAAUGACCAUGUAGUUGGGUUUUUAAUUUGCACAUUGCAAUGCUUCAGACCAGUAGCUUGUAAUUUAUUGUUGUGCGAAGGAAAACUUUUGCCGCACGUUGUUUUUAUUUCACUGUGGUUUUGUGUCCGCCGUGUUUUCCAACAGAGCAGUCUGUUCCCCCGAACAGUAGGUGGCGCUCCUUGCUGUGGUCUGUUAGAUCAGACAUGGAGCAAUGAAGCCAAAUCCGCUGUCUCUCUCAAUAACGGCGUUACCUUCGUAAUGCUUGGGAACACCAAAGACUGGUUUCUUUAGGUUUUCUCUUUAUAUUUUCAAUGCUUCGUUUUCCCUUCUUUUGGCCUUUGUUCUGUUGCCUUAUACCUUUUGUUGCAGACUCUGAGCAGACUGCCAGCUCCACUCUGCGUGUGCUCCAGCUGUGCGUCAGCCUACCUAGGAAACAGGAGGGAUCGUGUUUAUUGUGUUCUCACUUAAUGAAAACAUCUGCCAUCAGGAACAUACCAAAGUCUAGGCACGCUCUCUAAAAACCUUAAAAAGCUGUACGUGAUAAGCGUGCACACACACAAACACACACACACACACACACACACACACACACACACGCACAUUUCUGGAGGUGGACUUUUUCCUCAUAUCUUUUGUUUGCCUUUGAGGCAGCUGGCAGUGUUUCUGGAUUCUGAACCCCCAUGUGACUGAUAGUGGCGAUAGACAAAAGGUCCUGGUGCAGCAUGAUGAGUGUUAGAAACCGUUGUGUGUGUACUGUGCGCCUUUCUCCCCCGUCGACCCACAAUUUCAGAGCACCGUGACCGUUUCCCGAUCCUCCUGCACCCACACACCAGUCCGUUCCACCCCAGAGGGCCCCCUCUGCCCCCCCCCCCCCCCGACCCUCAUUGAUCCAUCACAGUGUUAGAGAACUGAUUACCAAUAGUUUUAUAAUGUCAGCUGACAUUUUAGCAAUCUUUGUUGUAGCUUGUUUGAUGGGAAUGUGAAAAAUGCUCUUGUAAUUAAAUGGGUACAAAAAAAAAGGUGACAUUCCUUCCUCACACUUUCCAAAAUUAUAUGUGUUAUUAUAAAUUAAAAA
Messenger RNA from Anguilla anguilla (European eel), 4707 nucleotides. RefSeq names its product family with sequence similarity 91 member A1 (gene fam91a1). The record is from RefSeq and is a predicted model, not a curated record. The coding region runs from base 228 to 2726 and encodes 832 amino acids. Gene Ontology annotation, biological process: intracellular protein transport. Lineage: Eukaryota; Metazoa; Chordata; Actinopteri; Anguilliformes; Anguillidae. Gene Ontology annotation, cellular component: trans-Golgi network; cytoplasmic vesicle. The transcript has 24 exons.